UUUAAAACUAACUCACUUAAUUCGACAUUCCAGCUUAACGAACAUAAAAAAAACUCGAAAUAACCCAUAAAUAUGGCCUCACCAGAUGUCAAGCCAGACACCAGUAAUAUUUCUACAGUUCACGCACAACCAGAGAUAAACAAUAUUCUCAAAGGCAAUGACGAUGUUCGUCAACAUGAAUCGAUAGAAUUUAGUGGUUUUGCUGUCCAAACAGAAGGCUAUGAAGACGUUGUGCCAAAUAGCCACACAUUUACGGAAAAACAGUCAUUGUCUAGUGCAACUAUAGGUCUAUCUCAACAUGGACUCCCUUUCCAUCUAGUCGAAUUAGCUCAUAAAACAGUACUUGACAAACAGGUUUUGGAUAACCUUAUUUCUAAAUGCAUCAUAGCGAUAGAGGAUAGAGAAGAAAUAAUAAAACCGACAACACAGUUUGAACGUAAUAAAGUUCUAUUGGAAAUCCUCAUUGAGCGUCCAUAUAAUUGUUUGGAGAUAUUCAAAAAUGUCCUGAAACAAUUUGACCCGUGUGCUUCUGAUCCCGAUGUCCUAGAACUACUGAAAAGAAUUGAAAUUAGUGUGGAAAGCGAACCACCGUCCAAUAUUUCACAGGCUGAAACUAUGGUCAACACAAAUACCAUAAAAUUACACAAAAACUACCACGUGUUGCUACACAAUAUGGAUUGUACAACAGAUGUAGUUGACCAUCUUCUCCAAUCAGAAGUCCUAGAACCGGAAGACCGAGAGGAAAUAUGUUCUAUUAACCUUACUAAACACGAAAGUAAUAGACGUCUAUUGGCUACAUUAAUGCACAAAGAUAAAAACGCGUACAAUAUGUUUCUAGACGCUCUACGACAUGCAUCUCAUGAACAUGUAGUAGAUGACCUUGAAAAUACAGAGGUGACAACGCAUGACAAUGAGUUAUGUCAUAUAGGAAUGAUACAAUUGCGAGAAAGACAUAGGAAGAAGGCACAAGGAUUAGACAUGAUAUCCAAAGUAGAAAAGAACUUAACAAAGAUACAACGUGAACUUCAAAACGUUAUUCCUGCAAAUAUACGAGAGAUAAUGAGAUUACAGAUUGAGGAAUGGAUACUCAAGGACAGAUCAUUUAUUUCUACAAGGGGCAGUGAACAUGUCAGAAACUGCGCACAGGACAACAAUUGUGUGACCAUAACAGGCAGUGCCGGUGUAGGGAAAUCAUUUAUUUCCCGACAUGUUGCGCUAAAUUUGCAGGAAAAUGGGUACAUAAUUAUACCAGUGAUGGAGCCAACACAAAUUAUAAAUUACUAUCAACCUGGUAGGAAUACAGUUUUUGUUGUAGAUGAUAUCUGUGGGAAAUUCACUGCUAGUCAACAACAGAUUGAAAAGUGGCAACAGUUGUUACCUGUGAUUAAAACAAUAUUAGAAGAUAAAUGUUGUAAGAUAAUUGUAACGUGCCGGUUACAAGUUUUUAAGGACAGACAGUUUGGAGUAUUGUCCCGAUUAUUCAAGUCCUGUGUGUGCAAUUUGAUAUCCGACGAAUUACGUCUAACAAGAUCAGAAAAAACGAAGAUGGCAGAAUCUUAUUUUGGAAAACAUAUGAAUGAAUUGGACUUAACUGAAGUGUCAGAACAAUCUUUCCCGCUCCUCUGUUCUUUAUGUCAUAUGAAGCCGAAAAUGGACGUGUACAAGUUUUUCAAAAGUCCAUUUGAAGUGUAUAAAGACGAACUAGAUAUAUUAUAUUGUUCUGGAUUGAUGAAAAUUUGUUCCUUAGUAAUGAUAGUCCUCUAUAAUAACAAACUUGAUGGAGAAUUAUUUUCUGGAGAUAUUACUGACGAACAAAGAAAUCUCCUAGAUGACACUUUUGAAGCUUGUCUACUGGAAAGAGGAACAUCUAAAAUGAAGCUGAAAAGUGCUAUUGACACUUUAGUUGGUAGCUAUAUUUCUGAAGAGAAUAAUGUUUAUAGAAGUUUGCAUGACAGGUUAUUUGACUUCUUCGCUCACUACUUUGGUCACAAGAUGAUACAUUUAAUCAUAAAGCAUGGAGACAGUGGUUUCUUAAGUGAACGUGUCGUGUGGAAACCAACAAUAGAGGAUCACAAGAAUGAUGUCGAGUUUACAAUAACACUUCCUGAUCAAAAACUCCCAUUUUAUUUAAAAAGACUGAUUUCUGAUUGGUCAAAUGGGAAAGUCACAAAUGUUUUUUACAAUGAUAGCAUGAAAAUUCCUGCAUUCAGGCAACAAUUGUUGCUUCACCUUAACCAACUUGACCAGACUCAACGUUGCGAUCUUACCAAUAAGAGGGAUAAUGAAAGAGAAGACUUUGCAGCAGGCAAUACUCCUCUAAUAAAGUCAUGUCGUGGUGGUUAUUCUGAUAUAGUGGAAUGGCUGUUGGAUAACAACGGUAAUGUCAAUGUGAGUAGAGCCAAUGGCGUUACUCCGCUUUUCAUGGCAGCGCAAGAUGGUCACACAAACAUCGUUAGAAUGUUAUUGAACAAGAAAGCAGACGUCAAUUUGAGUAAGAAUGCUGGUGGAACACCUCUUAGAAUGGCCGCUCAGCAAAACCAUUCUGAUGUUGUCCGUUUAUUAAUUGAACAUAACGCGGACGUAGAUGCUCAAAUGUACGAUGGUGACAAUCCGCUUUUGACAGUCACCCGUAAUGGUUUUUCAGAUAUUGUACAGGUUUUAUUAGCUAAAAAAGCUGACUGUAAUAAAAGCCUUCAAAGCAAACAGAUAAUAGCAGAUUUUGUUGCUAAACAUCCUCCAAAGACUAUUAAAAGUGUUCAACAAAGUUGGCUGAAAGUAGCAAAUAAGUAUGGUUCAUAAUUAGUUACUAAAGAGUUCGUGAAAAAUGCAUUACCAAACUAUGUUUUUGAUAUGUUUGCUGGUUCAUACCCACUACACCUGGCUAGUUUAAUGGGACAUACAGAAGUAGUCCAAAUCCUCCUGGAGCACAAUGUAAAUGUGAAUGUUACAAAAGUUGAUGGAACAACACCGUUAUUCUAUGCAUGUCAAGUCGGACAUGAGGAUAUCGUUUGUUUAUUGUUAGAGAGAAGUGCUAAUAUAGGUAUAACACGGACUGAUGGAAAAUCUCCGCUGGAAAUCGCAUCGGACAAUGGUCAUAGAUCUAUAGUGAUAAUAUUGGAAGAACAUUCAAAGAAACAGUAAUAUUUUUUUUUUACUUUAACGACUUAAUCAACACGAGGAAGAAGGUCUACGAAGGCCAUAGUUAGCACAUUUAUCGAAAUUCAAAUCGAACUAUGUAAUAUCAUAUGCAGAUACCAAUAUUCACAAUAUUCAAUAUGCAAAUUUAGAUAAAUUUGAUUUUUUUCUAUCCAUUGUUUUUUAAAGAUGUUUAAAAUAGCUUCAAAAUUAUAUAAAGUUUCAAGUGGUUUUGCCAGAUUGACCAUUGACCACACCGGGGAAAAUUUAAAAAAAAAAUUAGAUGGGCCAGAUAUACAUUCUAACAAAACCAAAUAUGGUGGACUAUGCAUGUGGCCAAUGUCGUUUGAAGUCAAAACUAUUAAAAUUUGAAUAAACAAUUUGUCAAAAUUAA
Mytilus trossulus (common blue mussel) is the source of this 3529-nucleotide messenger RNA. RefSeq lists its product as uncharacterized. The transcript is spliced from 6 exons. The record is from RefSeq and is a predicted model, not a curated record. Gene Ontology annotation, cellular component: ciliary inversin compartment. Gene Ontology annotation, biological process: protein localization to ciliary inversin compartment; regulation of apoptotic process. Gene Ontology annotation, molecular function: protein binding. The coding region runs from base 73 to 2799 and encodes 908 amino acids. NCBI's taxonomy places the organism in Eukaryota, Metazoa, Mollusca, Bivalvia, Mytilida, Mytilidae.